Messenger RNA from Necator americanus (New World hookworm), 1338 nucleotides. RefSeq lists its product as uncharacterized. The record is from RefSeq and is a predicted model, not a curated record. The coding region runs from base 1 to 1338 and encodes 445 amino acids. Lineage: Eukaryota; Metazoa; Nematoda; Chromadorea; Rhabditida; Ancylostomatidae. The transcript has 13 exons.
AUGUUACAAAUUACUCUAUGUCUGCUCACAUUCAACUUCAUACGAAUCUCCUUGGCUUCAUAUUGUGGACAAGCAGCGAUUCCUUUCACAUUCCAGGUUCUUCACAGUGGUCUACCAGUGUUAGGAUGUGCACGGCCGAAAUGUUUCGGAUGGAACGCUAAUGGGACAAGAGCGGGUGAAACAGCUCAGUUUUAUAGGAUCGACGGCAAAGAGGAUGGUUACCUUCGACGAUCCGACCAAUUAAUUCGUUCGCCUUUUCGUAAUCCGAAUAUGACUCCACGUGUGGCGAAAUGUGAGGAGAAAUUUAGUGAACAGGGAUGUGCACCUGGACAAUGGUUGGGUGGUAUAGCACCGAGAGGACUUAUUCAAGGAGCUACAGGGAUGCAGGUCCGGUGUUGUUGGUAUGCGCCCCUACUCGAUUCUGAAGAUAGAGGAAUAGCAAUGGUGACUAAUGGUCAAUUAGUAAUUGGUGGUGAGGUUAUGGACGGACGUGAUCUGAAUGGUUUCGACUAUAUCGCCGACGUGAAGGCGGAGACAACGAAACAGGGAAACGUUGUUUAUGCGGUGUCCGUUCGACGCAUGGAAUGUAAGGAUGAAGAUGACGAGUAUACACUUGAUCCUCAAGUCUCACAGAAUGCAGUCAUGCAAAACCUCGACGGUGAAGCACGAACCGCUAACAUGCGGUCCAUCGACAUCAACCCUGCAGCACCUCAAAUUCCCGUACAGGGCCCUGUCUACGCCGCUCAACCCCCAAAAGCUGCUUCACCGUACGAUCUACAGCUACAGCCUAAUUACGGAGUAACGCCGGCACCGGCUCCACGAUAUGUUUUAUCUCAAGGAACAAAUGUCGUUAAUGGAUACCAGCUUCAAACAAUCGAUUCUGUACCUGCCGGUUAUCAGCCCAUCAUGCAAUCUCAACAAUAUGCAGUAGUACAAAAUCCUCAAGCGCCUGCAAUGCAUGCAGUUGUUGUACAAACAUAUCCUCAAUAUGACCAGGUUCCUGCACCACCUCAGCAGGGUGCACAGCCACUCGGAAACAUUUUGAAUCCAUCAGUUAAUCCACUGAUGGCAUCCCCCCAGCAAAUGCCAGUACUUCUACAACAGCCCCAACCUCUGGCUGGACUAUUUCAACAACACUCGCAGCCACAACUACAACCUCAACAAGUUGUUCUACCUAUAUCUACCACUCCACUGCCUAUCCUUCCACCACUUACGUUCCCAACUCUGGACCAAAUUCCGAAAAUCGAUAUUCCAUCGGUGGAAGACGUCGAAAAUGUCAUUCCUCCUGUGCAAAAGGCAAUUCUAACGACAGUUGCAAAGUUUUUCGGUGUUCUGUAG